GUCGUAUCAACUGCAAAUAUGUCGGGGCGUGGAAACUUGUAAUGCUGAAUGGUCAACAUGAUUGAGUUUGAGAGCGCCUUUACUAAGUGCAGUGAAGCAUGACAACUUCUUCAAAUGCUUUUCCAUGGCGGGUAGCACACAUAUACAAACUGUGACUUUGCACGACGAAAGUGUGGCGCUUUAUUUUGCUGCCCAUGCAAUACAGAUUUUUCAGGAAUGCGAGGCACACAAUAGAUACAGGCUCAACCUUGUUCCCAGACCCAGAUUUAUUUGCACUUCAUAG
Amoebophrya sp. A120 is the source of this 283-nucleotide messenger RNA. The record is from the annotation of a GenBank genome assembly. NCBI's taxonomy places the organism in Eukaryota, Dinophyceae, Syndiniales, Amoebophryaceae.